AUGGGACAGUACAAAAGGCAAAAGCAGUGUGCUGAUGGCAAAAAGCAAAAGCAGGAUGAUGCUGAUAGAAAACUCGCCAUGUUUUUCUUCCACAAUUCUAUUCCUUUUAGUGCUGCUAAAUCCAUGUAUUAUCAGGAUAUGGUGGACGCCAUAGCUCAGUGUGGUGUAGGCUAUAAAGCACCAACUUAUGAGAAAUUAAGGAUCGGAUCACUUGCUGUGUUUUCUGUUGCAUGCCCAAAAGGAACGUUGUUCUUGAAGUCGGUUGAUGUUUCAGGUCACGAAGAUGACAGUAAUUGUUUGUUUGAGCUUUUGGAGUCAGUUGUGCUGGAAGUUGGUUUAGAAAAUGUUGUUCAGGUUAUGACAGAUGUCAGUGCUGGUUAUGUUUGUGCUGGAAGGCUUCUCACAGCGAGGUAUAGUUUUUUGUUUUGGUCUCCUUGUGUCGCUUAUUGUAUAGAUAAGAUGUUAGAGGAUAUUGGUAGACAAGAUUGGGUUAGCACAGUCCUGGAAGAUGCAAAGACAAUCACACAGUACAUUUAUAGUCAUGCCUGGAUUCUGAAUAUAAUGAAAAAGUUUACAGGUGGAAAGGAAUUAAUCAGACCAAAAAUUACUACAUUUGUCACUGAUUUCCUUUCCUUAAGAUCUAUAGUGAUGCAGGAGGAUAAUUUAAAGCACAUGUUUUCUCAUUCAGAAUGGUUGUCUUCUAUGUAUAGCAGACGUCCAGAUGCACAAGCCAUUAAGUCAUUGCUAUAUUCGGAUAGAUUUUGGAAGCAUGGGCAUGAAGCUGUGAGUGUUUCUGAGCCACUGGUUAAACUCCUAAGGAUGGUUGAUGGGGAUAUGCCUGCUAUGGGUUAA
Molecule: messenger RNA, 852 nt
Organism: Vigna radiata var. radiata (mung bean)
Lineage: Eukaryota; Viridiplantae; Streptophyta; Magnoliopsida; Fabales; Fabaceae
Exons: 3
Coding region: 1-852 (283 amino acids)
Source: RefSeq, a predicted model, not a curated record